CUGUGUCGUUUUGCUUUACGACAAUUGUGACAAACCAGAAGAGUGAACUGCUGGCUACAGAGUUCUUUGGAAAGUCAGGUGAUGUUUUCCACCUCAACGCAAACAAAAACGAAAUGACCUGAGGUACGACAACUUGAUGACUGCCCUACACGCCAGCUGAAGGAUUUGACAAUAACUCACGAUGCGACAAACAAUAACACAUUUUCAACAGUUUUCCUUCUCAGCGCUAGCUACUUAGCUAAGCUAACUUAGCCAGACGCUAACGAAGCCAGUUUGUCAGCUUUCACUCUGGGUAACUUGUUUUGAGUGCGACCAGAAUUCCAUGUGACAUCCUGGAAUUUCCGACCUUAAGCACCCUGGGUGCCGUUUGUAAACGCUGACUCAUAGCUGGGCUUCCUUAGUUUAAACACACAAUGUGGCUACAGCAAAGACUGAAGGGGCUACCAGGCUUGUUAUCGAGCAGCUGGGCGAGAAGAUUGCUCAUAGGACUGCUGCUCUUCAUCAUCUUCUACUGGUAUCUGGGAGCAGAGCGCAGAUGGAGCUUCUUCAGCGGCUCGACCAUGCCCGGUGGGGCUGCCGGACAGUGCCUACUGACUGAAAUCCACAGGUGGAAGUCUUUCGUAGAACGAGGAGAGGGGAUAUACAGCGCACCUCAGGAACAACUAGAUACACCUUUUGUAUCAGGUAACGGCCAUAUUCUUAUUGACAUUGACUCCAACAAACUGUGGGUAGCGUCGUCGGCCCAGCCCGGCUCGGCUCCGGUCCACCAGACUGAAUACUCACCGAGAGUCGGUGUCCACCUGGAGGGGAAACGUGCUGAGGCUCAGGCUACCAUGCUGUGGUUCCGGAAAGGAUCCGUGUUGUCGGUCCGCUGUGCCACACCAGCCGCUCUGCAGUCACCCCGGGACUGUGUCACCAUCAGAGAGGAGUUCAUCGCGCAUAGAAGCAGACCUAACGUGUAUCUCCAACGAAUCCACAUCAACAACCCGUCUGACAGGGCCGCCUCCUUGGAAGUUUCGUCUGACAACCCCUCCUUUGGUAGCAAGUUCUCCAGCAGUGUGGAGAAAGUGGAGGACAGAGACAUAGUGCUCUCCUCUGGCAGAGUGCCUGUGGAGAAUAACCACAUGGUGCUGGUGGUGGUGGUCACCAAGAAGCUCAUCGGCAGGAUCCAGGUCUCUGCCAAAUCAGAUUACAAAGACAACAUCCUGUCAGUGGUGUGGACCUCAGAGCCCAUCGAGCCCUCCAAGCUGGAGGAGACCUUCAGCACCCUCAGAGAUGGAGCCAAAAAGGAGCUGGGGGAGCUGCUCAGGGCCAGUGUGGAGGACCUAGUGGAGGAUCACCAGCAGGCCUGGAUGGACCUCUUUAUUUCAGGUGUUGAAAUGAGGAAGAUCACAGACUCCCACACACCAUCAAGUCGCACAGUGAACACCACCCUCUACUACAUCCUGUCCUCCUUUGUGGCUCCCCUGCUGGAUCGAAGAUUGAGUGGCGAGGAGCGCGCCCAUCUCGAGUCCAGCCUCAACUAUGCCGACCACUGCUUCAGCGGCCACGCCACCAUGCACGCAGAGAACCUGUGGCCCGAGAGGGUGAGCAGUACCGCUCAGAUCCUGCAGCUAGUCACGCUGUGGACUCUGACACUGCAGAAGAGAGGCUGCAAAGUGCUGGUGGCGGCCGGAGCCCACGGAGCCAUGCAGGGCAUGGUGCUCAGUUUCGGUGGCCUUCAGUUCACAGAGAACCACCUUCAGUUUCAGGCUGACCCAGACGUGCUGCACAACAGCUAUGCCCUGAGAGGAAUUCACUACAACCAGGACCUUAUUAACCUGGCAGUGCUGCUUGAUGUGGAGGGGAAACCUUUUCUUCAUGUGUCGGUGAAGCCACAGGAGAAACCGGUGAAGCUGUAUGCCUGCGAGGCCGGCUGCCUCAACGAGCCUGUGGAACUGACAUCAGAGAUCAAAGGUCACACCUUCCCUGUGAUGGUGACACAGCCCAUCACACCACUCCUGUACAUCUCCACAGACCUGCGCCACCUGCAGGAUCUCCGCCACACCCUGCACCUCAAGGCCAUCCUGGCCCAUGAGGAGCACAUGGCCAACAGGUACCCAGGCCUGCCCUUCCUCUUCUGGUUCAGCGUGGCCUCGCUCAUAACACUCUUCCACCUAUUCCUCUUCAAACUCAUAUACAACGAGUACUGUGGCCCCGGCGCUAAGCCCCUCUUCAGGAGCAAGGUCACCCGCAAAAGUGAGGAUGGCUGCUGUGACACCAGGAAUGCUGCUUGAAAACUGCAAUGCUAUGCACACAUUCAACACGUCGUAGUGGCUCUGUUUGACCUUUGCCAACAAGGGUUAUAUUAAGAUGGGUGUGCUGGGGCUGAAUGACAUCCAGUUUUUGGGGGGGUUUAAAUCAAUUAGAUUAGCAAUGAUUAAGCGGAAGACAGAUGACAUGAUAAGGCAAGAGAAAGAAGCAACCAAAAAUAACAGUAUUUGGGUGUGUGGUGUGAGUCAAGUGGCGUCCAAGUGAAUGCCAGGACCAAAGGUUUCCCAGCAAAAUACUGCAUUGUAACGAGAUAAUGAAUGUUAUUCAUGUUACCUGUCAGUGGUUUGAUGUUGUGGCUGAAGGGUAUAUGUUGACCCACUUUUGCCCCACAGUAUAUUCUAAAACAGUGGUGAAAGCCUGCCACACACAGAUGGAUGAUAAAUGAAACCCAACUAAGCACAGGUGAUCAUUUGAGGUGUGGUGACUAUGACCUCACUGACUUACUUACAUUAAUAAAGACUUGGCAUUCAUUAUAAGUUGAUGCUGAUGUCAUCAGUUUCUAUCUUCUGUCUGUCUGUAUCUUCAGCUCUGGAUGAUUUUAAGCUUUUCCUGCGGUGCGCCUGACACCAUUUUUGAUUUUUGAAGCUUUUUGUCUGUCCCUCCUCUUCUCUCUUACUUGUCAGCCCUAUAAUAUUAACUGUUAUCUAACAUUCUGCUGUUGUUUCACUCUGAUAAAUCUUCCAAGUACAAUCAGCCUUGUAACACACUUCUCUGCCUGAGUGAACAGGGUAGAGAGUUUGGAAGCAGCUGCUGCAUCGGCUAAGGAUUUAGAGAAAAAGUGGUUUAUAACAGCUUUGGUUUUAUCUCAAUACAUUUGGCUGUUGGUUUUAUUGGUUAUGAUAGCAUUGUACACACCAAAACAACCAAACAAAUAGUGAUGCUUGAUACUGGAUUUUUUGCUGAUAUCUGAUAUGCACCAACUUAUUUGACCGAUACCGAUAACAAUAUAUCAGCUUUAUUCCCAAUCUAAUUUUAGUGAUUAUCAGGUCUCUUCUGUGGUGAAAUUAACAUCAUAUUAUACACACAUACUCUUAAUGUGAUGACCCACCAGCAGAUUCUAAUUGUUCAUUUUAAAGCUAAUAAUGACUGAUACUGAUGAUGUGCUGAUAUUUUCAUGCAUCCCUAUAAACAGACCACUUUUCUGUUCAAAUGUGACCUAUUGGAUCAGCUGUAGCUGUGUACACUUCCAAGUGUAUGUAUUUCACCAAUUUAAAUGUUUUUUACAUUUUGUUCAGGAAAUUCACCCCAAAUCCAGCCCUCUGCUCGGAUCAGGAUAAUCCUCAUUUUUUGGAUCAAAGGUAUCCCGAUCCUACUACAAAGUUUUCAACAACACAUUCUGAUUUAAGCUAGAUCUGAUCUGAUUUCAGAUAGGAUCAAAUCUUGGAAAUUGGCUGAUCAUUCUGAACCAGAUUAAAUUUUUAACUGGGCCUUGGAGUUCAAACACAAACACCUGCUGUAAUGUCACUGGCUGGUGAGAGGCAGGAGUGCAACAUGCUUCAAAGUUUUAACCCAUAAGUAACCACAUGCCUGUUUGCCACAUGUAUGUCUUGUUUUUUUUCUUACUGGUUGUUCCUCUUAUUCUGACAGAUCAAGUCAAUUUGAUGAUGCAACAUACUUCUAAGGCCUUGUAAAUAAUAAUUCAAAAAUAAUGUGUUAACAGAAUAUUUAAAGAUGGUUAAGCUUU
Molecule: messenger RNA, 3997 nt
Organism: Epinephelus fuscoguttatus (brown-marbled grouper)
Lineage: Eukaryota; Metazoa; Chordata; Actinopteri; Perciformes; Serranidae
Product: KIAA2013 ortholog
Exons: 3
Coding region: 414-2276 (620 amino acids)
Source: RefSeq, a predicted model, not a curated record